AUGUCGCGUCAAUUAAAAGAGCUUCGAAAAUUUGGUGGCAUGACAAAAACAAGAAAUUAUUUUAUUGGAUUCUUAUUUCAACAGAGGAAUACAUUAUCAAAUAUUGAUCGUUUAUAUCAUAGUAAUCCACUUUUUGCCAGUGAAAAAUCAACAUUUCAAAACGAUGAAGCACCAAGAGUUAUUAAACCAACCCAAAUGAAAGUAUCUCAAAAACUAAUGUCAAAGUUGUACAAAACUCGCAGAAGGUUGGUAAAAAGAACACAAUCAGUACAUAAGAUAUCUAAAUUAAAGAAAGAAAUAAGAAUGCAAAGGAAAGAUGAUUCAAAACUCGAUCAAGUUAUUGAACUUGAACGAAAAAGGUUAAAAGAAGUUAGUAAAAAAAUUUGGGAAAGACAACCACCACCGCCACAAUAUCUUUAUACACGAACAGAACGAAAAGUCGAAAAAUAUAAUGAAUGGAAAAAAUUAAAUGAUAAUAUACCAUUAAGGUUGAUAAAGAUUUUCUUAAGUUCAGAUCACAGCAUUAAAGUCAAAAGCCAUAGUCCUAAACAGGUAUUGAUGAUAUUUAAAGAACUAUUGAAUAAAGGUCAAUUAAGAGAUGUACCUUUUGAUGAUAUUCAACGACUUGCAGAGUACUUUUCAAAAGUCCAUCCACGCAAUGCGAUAUUUGUAUUGGAAUCUGCAUUGGAACAUGAGUUUCAGCUAACUUAUUCCGAUUAUCAUAUGUUGAUUGUUUUGUAUGGAAAUAUCAAAGAUAGUAUAGGUGCAAUUCGAAUAAUAGAAGAAAUGAAAAGCCUAGGAUUUGAACUUACCAGUGAAGAUUACUGUGAACUUUUACAGUGCAUAAUGAGUAAAGAUGGUGAUAUCCUACUUGCUAAAAAAUAUUUGAAUGAGAUGAAAUCAAAGAAUCUUCAUCUAAACUAUCAUACGUACGCGGACUUAAUUAAUGGCUUUAUUGAACACGGUGAUAUAAAGGGAGCCGGGCAAUUAUUUGUUGAUAUGUUACGAGAAGGUUUAUCAGCUCCAAAUAUUUUUAUGCCUAAUAGUCAAAAUUCGGAUAAACUGGCGGAAUCAAAUAAUUUGACAACUUGGGAAAAAACUCUUUUAGAACAAAUUUAUAUUAUAUUGAUACAGACUUUUGUUUAUCAUGAUAAUUUGCAUCAAGCCAAAAAAUAUUAUGAUAAAUUAUUAGGUAUAAAUCCAGCACCGGAUCCCGAAAUUGUAAAUGUAAUAAUAAAUUCAUGCUUAAAUAGAGGAGAAAUUAUAUUAGCAAAAAAUCUGUUGAAGCGUACUGGUACAAUUAAUAUUGAACAUGUUUAUAUGCAAAUAUUCAAAAAAUGUGUUCAAGAGAAAAAGUUUUUUGCGCUGUGGACAAUGUAUGAACAAGCGUUGGAUAAAAAAAUCCCAUUAAGUAAAGAAACGUUCCAUUUUUUGAAAUAUUCGAUAUCUUCUGUAUUUAAAUUUACUCUUGAUAAAAAUGUCAGUUUUAAUAACCUUUUGAGCAAAAUUGUUUGA
Messenger RNA from Dentiscutata erythropus, 1515 nucleotides. The record is from the annotation of a GenBank genome assembly. Lineage: Eukaryota; Fungi; Glomeromycota; Glomeromycetes; Diversisporales; Gigasporaceae.